AUGAUUGCAAGACAAUUACAAAGUGCAUAUUCAGCAUCAUUAAGAAUUUUUGGAUUUAGACCAGAAGGUAGUCCAAAUAUGGGUUUAAAAUAUCUUAGAAAACCAUUAAUUGGUGAUUAUUUAACUCAAUAUUAUUCAAAACCAUUAAUUUCAAGACAUAUGAUUGGUAAUACAGAUGAUAAAGCACUCACAAAGGUAGAAACUCGUGAAAGAGAUCAACAAAGAGGUAAACCAGAAAUUAAGAAAGGUCAAGGUAAACAAGCUAUGAAGAAAAAGAAAUAA
This is a messenger RNA of Dictyostelium discoideum AX4, 282 nucleotides long. RefSeq lists its product as hypothetical. Bases 1 to 282 code for a protein of 93 amino acids. The transcript has a single exon. The record is from RefSeq and is a predicted model, not a curated record. NCBI's taxonomy places the organism in Eukaryota, Evosea, Eumycetozoa, Dictyosteliales, Dictyosteliaceae.